Scaptodrosophila lebanonensis is the source of this 2339-nucleotide messenger RNA. RefSeq names its product organic cation transporter protein-like. The transcript is spliced from 5 exons. Lineage: Eukaryota; Metazoa; Arthropoda; Insecta; Diptera; Drosophilidae. Gene Ontology annotation, molecular function: transmembrane transporter activity. The record is from RefSeq and is a predicted model, not a curated record. Gene Ontology annotation, biological process: transmembrane transport. The coding region runs from base 6 to 1661 and encodes 551 amino acids.
CCAGCAUGGACUUUGAAAAAAUAUUGUUCAAGUGCGGCGAUGCAAGUCGCUAUCAGAUCCUAAUGCUAGGCUUGUUCGGCUACAUUGGCUUCACUAGCACUAUCCAUUAUUACUCGCAAAAUAUCAUUAGUUUUGUGCCUGGGCAUUGGUGCUACCACAAGCAACUAGAAGACAAGACCUUUGAGGAAAUCGCUUCCAUUUAUGCACAAUUUGGCAGUAAAGCUUCGUGCUCCCGUGUGGAAACAGUCGAUGGCCAUAACUUCACACUCAGCAGCGAUCGCUGCGAACGCUGGAUUUAUAAUUAUGAUUACGGAUUCAAGAGCAUUACCACUGAGAUGAAUUGGGUUUGUGACGAUGCGUACAAGGUCCGCAUUGGUCAAUCUUUCUUUUUUAUCGGCUCACUUCUUGGAACUUGGAUAUUUGGACAGAUGGGAGAUCGAUUUGGACGUCUUCCAAUCUUGAUAUUGGCCAACAUGUUCGGAUUUGUGGGUGACUUGAGCACCAGCUUUGCCAAGGAUGUAUUGCAGUUUGCCAUUUGCCGAUUUAUUUCUGGCUCUUCCGCUACCGCAAAUUUCUAUCUGAUGUUCACAUUAGUGCUCGAAUAUGUGGCGCCACGAUUGAGAAAUAUGCAUUUCAGCUGCACCAUGGCAAUCAGUACCUUCUUAGGUGCCUUAGCCGCAUCUUGGCUGGCCGUGUGGGCUGGAAAUUGGCGCAGCUAUCUGGCCUGCACAUCAUUGGCUUUGCUAGCCAUAAUACUUUUUUACUUUGUGGUGCAGGAGAGCGCACAGUGGCUUAUAACUCGCAAUGAUAUUGAAGGCGCCACUAAACGACUGAAGCACAUCGCAAACUUUAAUCGAAGGCAAUUGCCUGUCGAGGAUUGGGAUGAAUUUCGCAGCCAUUGCAUCGAGAAGCGAAAGGAAAUGGAGCUUCGGAAGGACCAAAAUGUUAAACUAUUAGAUACCUUACGUAUGCCGCGUCUGCGCAGAACAAUCCUCGCUGCCAUAUUUACCUUCAUGAUGAACUCUUUGGCUUUCAAUACCAUCUCCCGCAAUGUAGAGGGCCUGGGCAUGUCACCAUUUAUAGUCUUCUCCCUCUUUGCUCUCACCAUACCGCCAUCAGGCUUAAUACAGGGAUUGAUGCUUAACCGAUUUGGUCGCAAGGGCACAGCAUUUCUGGCCAUGAUGAGCACAGGCUUGCUAGCCUUAACAGUGGGAAUUAUCCAGUGCUUUGAUGUGAAGGGAAUCGCAAUGCUAUUAGCUCUUGCACUUCCUAUGCGCCUUGGCGCUUCCAUGUGUUAUUCGACUGCAUCGCAGUAUUUGUCAGAGGUUAUGCCAACCUGUGUCCGCUCAAGAGGCAUAGCCACCGCCCAUGUGGCUGGAGCAGCAGCAUCGUCCCUCUCCCCAUAUUUAAUACAUCUUGGAUUGAAACUAAGAGCAGGUCCUUCCCUUGUACUCGUCGUAGUUUUGAUGUCCGCCGCAGCAGCCACACUAAUGUUACCAGAGACAAAUAAAAGGCAGCUGCCCAUAACGCUGGAAGAUGGGGAGCUGUUUGGUAAAGACGAAUCCAUCUUCACUUUUCAAUGCAUCAAGCGUAAAAAUAGUGAUGUACAACCACAUUUGGAGGAGCUGGAAACGUUCCAGACUAAAUCUGAUGCAGCAUAACUGCACACCUUUCACAAAUUUGUCUGUGACAUGCAUUUAUGAAGAUUUGGAACAAUUCAGGAAUAGGAUUUCAGUCGUAAUCGUCAGUUUCGAUUGAUAGUUCCAACAUACGAUUUUAACCAAGUCACCAAGCUCCUGAAGAGUGCAGAGCUCUACAAAUGUUCACACAACCUUUGUGUGACGUUUCAAAAAUUUAUAACUUUGUAUAUUUUUAUAUUUUACGAUAAAAUAAGAACGAAAUUCCAUCUGAAUUGAAAACAACUAAGGGUCGUCAAUGUGGUUCUUCUAUAUUUUGCAUUCAUUCAUGUCAUCUACUAUAUGACAACAAACCCACACUUCUUUUAUAUGGGGCAAAACCUUCUGAAUUGAAUUUUAAAAUGCAACGAAAGGAGGUGGCGAUUCAGUAAAACAAAUCUAUGGGUAAUGGGUCAAAGUUCUAGUGCCUUUUGUAUAAAUUACCAAAAACUUUGCAUCAAACUGGGUUCUUUUAUUAGUUUUAAGCAUUAUGUAUAGUAUAUCAUUAAAUCAAAAAAUUGGACUGAAGUCAGAUUUAAUGUUGUGAUUACAAAGACGGCUAUUUUGAAACUUGGUCCAAAUAUAUUAAGAUGUUAUAUUUUAUUUUUUUAUAAUGUUAAACCCCAAAGAAUUGAAAUAUAAUUGUAUCCUAUAAUAAAUAAA